AUGUGGAAGCGCCUCCUGGAGACCGCCAAGCAGGCCGUCUCCUCCAAGCAGGCUAUCCCCGCCGCAGCCGUCGCUCCCAAGCCCGCGACCCCCGCCGCCGCCGCCCCCUCGGCAUCCAAGCGCGGCACCCCGGCCGCUGCGCCGAAGCUAUCGACCCUGAAGAGUCCCGCUUACAGGCGCCACGCCGCCGCCGGCCCAGAGACCGCCGUCACGCAGGCCUCCCUCCUGCGGCUCAAGCAGGCCGCGGCCUCGAAGAAGACCAACUUGCCGUCCUCCCUCCCACUAGCUCACGCCCACGCCCUAGAUGAGGAUGACCCCCCUGAGGCUCUCACCAAGGCGCUCAUCUCCGUCCUAGAUGCACCUGACGAGACGGAAUGUGCGACCUCCCAGGAAGCGUUAGCGGAGGACUCUGAAGAUGAUGGGGAGGUUGCCACGAGCAAUAAGAUAUUGGACUUUGAGUGGUUCCAGACCCAACCAUCUAGGGACUCGCUGAUGCAUUGGAGGAGGGAUGUGGCGAGGGAGAAGAAGAAACAUUACAUAUUCAAGAAUGUCGAGAGCCGACGCUACACAAAGCUGAUGCGGAUGUGUGCUAAUAGGCUUGGCACGGAGUCGACGAUAGAGUUUUUUGGAAAGCUGGGGCGGGAAACAGGGGUCAAGGAGUUCAAUUCGAUGAUUAAGCUUUGUCUAGAGAAGGCAAAGGCUUGCAGGGAUAUUGACUCUGCUGUGGAGUAUAUCUAUAGGGCGUACCGCCUUUUUGAGACCAUGAAAGAUAAGGGACUCAUGAUUGAGAAAGAUAUUUAUGGCCCAUUCCUCUUGUAUCUUAUCGAUGUGGGGAUGUUUGAAGAAUUUGAGAUGUUCAGUGCAUUCUUUAAGGAAGCGAAUCCAAAGUCCUUCUCUAGAAUAGCUUAUUAUGAGAUGUUGCUUUGUAUUAGAAUUCAAGAUGAAGAAAAAAUUCAAGAACUUUGUCACUCUGUUGAAGACUACAAUGAGGAAGCCCACUAUGACCUAGCAGAGAGUUACAUGCUGGCCUUUGCUGAAAGCGGCAGAAAAGAAGAUCUUGUUGCCCUGUUGGAUUUGCUUGAUCUAUCUAAAGUUUCAGCCUCAAAGUACAUAUAUAAUAUAUUCAAAUCAUUGGGGAGGCUAGAGCUAGAGAACUAUGCCGAGAAACUUCUUCAGGGGAUGAGGUCAAAAGGAUGUGCUGAUCACAACAUUUCAUCCUUGAUUUUGGACUAUACCGCAAAUAUUCCGAACAUAAUGGUUGAAGACAUGCUAGUGGCAUUUCAUAAAUGGCAUGAGAAGUUUGAGGUUGCACCCUCUAUUGCUGCAUACGACAAGAUCGUCUCUAUCUGUUGCAAUUCAUCAAAGAUUGGGUUAGCUCUUGAUGUAGCUGACCGCAUGUGUAAAUCCAGUUCCGAUGUGCCAAUUGAAUCAUUUCACCCAAUCAUACAUGCUUGUGAACAAAGAUGUGAACUUCACAUGGCCCGCCCCAUAUAUGAUCUGAUCUGCCACCACAAUUUGAAAUUAAAAAGCGAAACAUUCAGAAGCAUGAUAAGUUUAUUUGUAAAGUUGAAAGAUUUUGAAGGUGCUUACAAUAUACUCACAGAUGCUGAAGAAUCUGGGGAGAUAUCGACCGUAAGCCUGUAUAAUGCUAUAAUGCUAGGAUAUUAUAGGGAGAAAAACUACAAUGGAGCACAAAUGGUCAUGUCUCAAAUGCAGAUUGCUGGAUUAAAACCAGAUUCUGAGACAUUCAGUUAUUUGAUAGCGAAUUGUGAGUCUGAAGAGAACAUUUCUAAGUACCGUGACCAAUUACGGCAAGAUUUAAUUCCAAUGACCAGACAUAUAUAUGUGGCACUCAUUGUUGCAUACGCAAGACUUGGUAAUUUUGAUAUGGCCAAGCAGGUUCUACUGGAUAAGGAAAUACCACGUAAGUUCCUCAGUGACAUCAAGAGCGCACUUGUAGGAGCACUGGCAUCAAAUGGGCAUGUGUUGGAUGCACUUCGCUUGCAUGAUGAGAUAAAAGAAUCCGGAGGCUCCCUAGAGCCAAAGGCUGCCAUUACCUUGAUUGAACAUAUUCGAACAGAAGGUGAACUGGAUAGAAUGCAUCAACUUCUGGAUGGGCUGAAUGACUCAAACAGCUGGUUUGAGGGGUGUGGCAGAGUACUUUUAUACUGUGUUCAGCACAACUAUACUGAUGUUGCAAUUGAUCUACUUAAGCAGCUCAAGGAGAAAGAUGAAAUGAGUACAUAUAUGGUUGUUGAUCAGGUUUUUUACCAAAUAUGGGACAUGGAGAUCACAAAUUUGGAUCUUGGAAUGGUGUUUCUUGAUGCUGUCAAAGAGCUUGGACUUAAUGUUUCUCGGACAAGCCUUGAUUUUCUUCUCAGCGCAUGUGUAAAAGCAAAGAAUUUGCAACGUGCCCAACAGAUCUGGUCAGAAUAUGAAUCUGCUGGUCUUCCACACAAUGUGCUGACUUCCUUGAGGAUGUAUCAAGCUUUUCUUUCAUCCGGGGGACGUAAGGCAGCUAAGAAGUUGCUGAAAACGAUACCAAAGGAAGAUGACCAUGUGCGCUACAUAACCGAUGCUUGUCAUACGACAUACUACAGUGAGGACACCAAGCCUUCUGCUACAGUUAGGUUAAGUUCUAAAAAAAGAGCUAGGUCAAAACAAAAGGCUACUAACAAGGGAGACUAG
Molecule: messenger RNA, 2688 nt
Organism: Miscanthus lutarioriparius
Lineage: Eukaryota; Viridiplantae; Streptophyta; Magnoliopsida; Poales; Poaceae
Source: the annotation of a GenBank genome assembly